AUGGUUCUACCCCCAGGAUUUAAAAGUGAUAAGCCCAAUCAAGUCUGCAAAUUGUUGUGGUCUUUAUAUGGUCUAAGACAGGCAAAUAGACAAUGGAAUGCCAAGCUCACAAAGGCAUUGCAAAACUGUGGUUUCCAACAGUCCACUGCUGAUCCUUCACUGUUUACUAAGUCUACAAGUGAUUCUUACCUUGCUUUGCUUGUAUAUGUAGAUGAUAUCCUUGUGGCAGAAAGUGGGUUUUUGGAUGCCAAACCUGCUAAGACGCCGUGCAUCACAGGACAAAAACUUACAAAUCUUGAAGGAAAGUUGCUUGAAAGUCCUGAAAUUUACAGGAAAUUGGUUGGCAAGCUCUUGUAUUUAACCAAUACAAGACCUGAUAUCACCUUUGCUGUCCAGCAUUUGAGUCAAUUUGUAGAUAAACCAAGAAAUGCACAUUUGGUGGCAGCUCACAGGGUAUUGAGAUAUCUCAAGGGGUCACCAGGCAAAGGAUUGUUCUAUACUUCUAAGUCUCAAAUCAAACUCCAAGGCUUUUCUUAUUCAGACUGGGCAACAUGUGCUGAGACUAGGAAGUCUGUCACAGGGUACUGUAUUUACCUUGGGAAUUCCCUCAUUUCCUAG
Molecule: messenger RNA, 618 nt
Organism: Ipomoea nil (Japanese morning glory)
Lineage: Eukaryota; Viridiplantae; Streptophyta; Magnoliopsida; Solanales; Convolvulaceae
Exons: 2
Coding region: 1-618 (205 amino acids)
Source: RefSeq, a predicted model, not a curated record